This is a messenger RNA of Salarias fasciatus (jewelled blenny), 6117 nucleotides long. It is a transcript of the gene crocc2, whose product is annotated as ciliary rootlet coiled-coil, rootletin family member 2. NCBI's taxonomy places the organism in Eukaryota, Metazoa, Chordata, Actinopteri, Blenniiformes, Blenniidae. The record is from RefSeq and is a predicted model, not a curated record. The transcript is spliced from 36 exons. The coding region runs from base 1 to 5844 and encodes 1947 amino acids.
AUGAGCUCUCAGCGGGAGCAGGGCGCAGACUCCCCGGGGCUGGAGGCUGUGAUUCAGAAGCUGGAGGAGUCUCUGCUUCGCUCUGAGGGCAGCUCCGGAGAGAGGACGCUUCAGGGCGAGAGAGGAGAACUUGGCUCCUCGCCGAUGCCACUUUCUGCUCGCAUUCGCCAGAUCAUCACCUGCAACCUGGCCGAGCAGCCAGCCGGCGAGGGCCGCGAGGCCGGCGAGCCGGAGGAGAGCCGGGCCCCGAGGGGGCCGCCGUCUCCGAGCCGGACGGACCGUGACCGGCUGCCAGUCAAACACAGCGCUCUCACAGACAGGCUGGAUCAGAUACUGAUGAUACAGUCAGGAGGAGAUUCAGAUCAGGACAAUGCAUCAACAGGAUCCCCCCAACUCCAGAGCAAAGAGAGGGUCUAUAGAGAAAAGCUUCUGGCCUAUCAGGAAGCACAGCAGAGACAAGUACAACUUGUUCAAAAGCUGCAGACCAAGGUUCUUCAGUACAAGAAGAGGUGUGGGGAACUAGAAGAUCAAGUGCUGCAGAAGACGUCAGAUUCUGAAAAGAUGAGAUUGUUGCUGCAGGCCAACCUGGAGUCGGCUGAGCGGCAGCAGCAAGCAGAGCAGGAUCUCCACAGAGCUACGCAGGAUAAGCUGGAGGAGGCACAGAAAAGGUGUGCCAGCCUCAGCCAAGUGAAUGCAAUGCUACGUGAACAACUGGAUCAGGCAGGCACCGUCAACAAAGGGCUCACAGAGAGCUUAUGGAAAGCCCAUGAAGACAUUGAGUUGAGUGACACCAUUCUGCGCAAGGAGCAAGAGACGUGCGCCUCCAGGUUGAUCCGUGAACAAGCUCGUGUCAGAGCUCUGUGGCGCCAGACUGCCUCCCUGCGGAGCAGUUUUACUCAGCUCAGGACUUUCACUGACAGAACUCUGUCUGAUAUGCGAGGGGAGUGUGUCGCUGCCUGCCAACAGCUGCAUGCGGCCUGCAUGAACCUAGAGACCAGAACAACACUAGGAAGCUCCCUCAGUGGCGUGGAGGUGUCUGCAAUGGAGAGACAACUGAAGGAGAGACUCAGGGAGGCCAUGCAGCUGCAGGCCCGCUGGGAAGCAGAGAAAAUCCAGCUCAACUCAAGGAUAUUGGAGCUAACUGGCACAUCACAGCACCUCCGAAGCCAGAACGCUGAGAAGGAUUCGAGCCUGAGCGCCAUGCAGAUCAGCUUGGACAAGAUGGAGACAAAGAGAGCAGGGGAUAAAGCUGAGAUGGAAACACUCCGCGCUGAGGUCCAAGCCCUCCAAAAGACUUUAUUUCAUGUCCAACAGUUGGUUGGCAGUGCGGCUGAGAGCUGUGGCCCUGAAGCAGCUCCUUCUUCGCCUCCCUGCGGCUGCUCUUCUCUCAGGACGUCCACCAUAUUGGCUGUACAGAACGUUCUGUCCAAGCACCAGCAGCAGCUACAGGACCUUGGAGCGGCUCUGGAAGCUGCUCUGGAGCAGGUGGACACUCUGCGCUGUUGCCUGCAGGAGAAGGAUGCUGAGCGGAAGAGGCUGGAACAAACGGCUCAGCAAGCGAGGAGGGAAAGUCAGGAGGCUAGAAAGGCUCAGGAGGAAAGCCUCAGAGAGAGCAGCAGGCAUCGCUGCUCACUGGAGCUCCUAUCCAGUGAGAAAGACCGCCUGGAGAAGCUGCUGUCCGGGCGGCAGCAGGAGGUGGACUCCCAGCAUGCCGAGCUGGAGGUUGUGCGGAGCUCAUCGCUGGAGCUGCAGAGACAGCGGGACCUCCUGAGGCAGCAGAGGGAGGAUCUGGAGAUGCAGCUGGCACGCCAGCGAACGGAGGCCCAGAGAGGCGAGAGGAGUUUGCAGGAGCUUGAAGCGAAGCACUCGGAUCUGCGUAAGGAGCUGGUGACCGUGAAGGAGGCCCUGAACCAAGUCACCCUGCAGAAAGAGGUGCUGGAAGCCGACAAGGCCAGCCUCGCCGCGGCCCAAACCAAGAUGGAGUCGCAGAGAGCUGCGCAGGAGAGCGCCAUCACCAAGCUGCAGAGCCGGGAGGCCUCCCUCACAGACUCUCUGGCCAAAAUGGCCGCCCUGAGUGAAGGUUUGGCCAAAGACAAAGUGGAGCUGAAUCGGAUUCUGCUGCAGAUGGAAGGGGAGAAGACGGAGCUUGGCGAGCGCAGACGAGAAGCCGAAGCGGAGCGCGUCGCCGCCAGAGAGGAAGCGGUGCGGGCGCAGAGCGACAUGAUGAAUCUGCUCACUGAGAAACAAGCUCUGGAGAGCUCCCACAGCCACUUGCAAGAUGUGUGCCAGAAGCUGGAGGCAGAGAGCAGCCUCCUGCAGAGGGAGAAAGACCAGGCCCUGGAGAAGCACUCCCAGGUCAGCAGGCAGUUGCAGAGUGUGACAGAGGAUCUGUGUGCGUGCAGGAAGGAGCUUGAGACACAGACCGCAGCCAUAAAGAGAGCUGCCCGUGACAGGGAGGAGCUGGCCAAGGACAAGGCGGCUCUGGAUGUCAAGCUAAACUCUGCUGACCGAAAGGCCUGCGGUCUCACGCAGGAGCUGCUCGCGCUGAGAGCGGACAAGGAGUCCCUGGAGGCGACGCUGUUCGAGAGCCAGGAGCUGGUCUCGUCCCUGGAGGCCGAGCUCGCCGCGCUGGGGGGGGAAAGGCGUGCCUUGAUCCUGGCUAACGAGGCCUUGACGCGUGAGGCUGCUCAGCUCCGUGCGGACAAUAAGCGGCAGUCUGCACAAGCCGCACAAGAGCGGACUAAGAUGGAGGAGAAGUUUGCUCAGAUAGAGAAGAGCAUGGUGCUGACCCUGAAGAGCAGAGAGAAAACCCACCGGGAGCAGCUGGAAGCUGAGCGACUGCAGAAGGAGCAGCAGCAUGCAGAGCUGACGGCGCAGUGGGAGCAGGCGGAGGAGCAGCUGCGCAGGCAGUGCGAGGAGCUGCGCGUGCGCAGCCAGAGGGAAGUGCAGCAGGUGCAGGAGGAGCUGUCCAGGCUGCAGCGGGACCGCAGCCAGAGCCUCCUGCAGGCCGAGAGCGAGAAGCAGCAGGCUUUGUCCCUGAAGGAGGCAGAGAAGGCCGCCCUCACAGAGAAACUGGCAGCCUUGAGGCAGGAUCUGGCCACUGCAGACAUGGAGAUGGAGUACGUUCAGAGGGAGGCGCUCAGCAAACAGGAGCAGGACAAGAAUGCAGUGGCUGUCCUUCAGUCGGAGCUGCAGGACUUACAGGCUCGGUUUGAGGAAUCUUUGAACACUCAUGAGAGCAGCAGGAAGAGUCUCGCUGAGCAGGUCGCAGAGCUGAAUCAACAGAAGGAGCAUGCUCAACAGGAGUUGGAGGGUCUCCGACAGCAGCUGCAGCAGGCAGAGUAUCGACUGAUUGAUUCGAAGCGCGAGCUGAUCGACGCUCACAGAGAGCUUCAGGGCUGCGCUCAGGAGCGAGACAAGCAGCGAAAAGAAGCGCUGGACCUCAGGAGAGUCCUGGGCGAUGAGGCUCGAGAGAAAGAAGCCCUCCAGGACUCCAACCGGGAGCUGAGAGCCUUCAUCAAGAAGACAGAGAGCGAGAACAGCAGUUUGAGACGAGCUGUGGAGGAGAAGGAGCAGCAAGUGUCUGUCUUAGAGGAAUGUAAAAGGUCAAUGCAGCAGGAGGCAACAAGUCAACGAGGCAGCAUGAGAGAGCUGGAGAAAUCCCGUCUGCAGGCGCGCAGAGAGCUGCAGGAGCUGCGCAGACAGGUAAAGGUCCUUGAGGGCGAGAGCAGCCGGCAGAAACAGGAGCUGCAGGAGCUGCAGGCCCGGGUCUGUCAGGAGGAGCAGAGGGAGGAGGAGGCGCGUCGCGACGCCUUCGCUCUGAAGCAGAGGCUGCUGGAGUGUGAGGCUGGCAGGGAAGCAGCGCUAAAUGAGGUUGCAAGUCUGCAAAGUCGUGUAUUAGAGCUGACCACCGAGAUGCACGAGAAGCAGGAGCAGCUGCAGGAGAAAGAGGCUUUCCUGCACCAGAGCGAUCAGACUGGCAGGGAAGCAGCCGCACGGCUGGAGGCAAAGCUGGAGACGACCGGCGCUCAAGUUCGGGAGCUCUCUGUGCAAGUGGACUUCUCUGAAAACAAAGCCCGGCUUCUCCAGGAGCAGCUGGGCCUGAGGGACGCCAAGUGUCGGGACCUGGAGCGCCACCUGGCUCAGAUAUGCUCAGCUCUGCACCACACUGUGGACGGGGACUCCACCAGGGUCUCAGACAAAGCCGGAUUACGGAGACGGUCGAGGAGAAGCCACUCGCAUAUGAAUGCAGGAGAGAGCGGCAUGGAGAGAUCUGUGUUUUCCACGUCUCACGGGGAGGAGAAGGAGCUGAACGUGGAGUUGGUGCACACAGUCCUGAGGGAAUUCCAGCAGGAGUUCAGAGAUGCACAAAGAGAAAGGGAUGAAGCUAAGGCUGAGAUAGCGACUCUCAGUCAACACAUCACUGAGCUCAAAGGCAGCCAUGAAACAUCUGCGUCCCAACUGCUGCAACUCAAAAGAUCAUUGAAACAGUCGGAAGAGGGAAAACGAGAGCUCGAAGAACAGCUGCACAAGGCGCAGGCUUCCCUUUCCCUGCAGGAAGCAAAGUCACAUCAUGCCGACAAAGAGAAGAGAAGUCUCCAGGACGAGGUUGCUCAACUCCGGAUGAGUCUGCAAGCUGCCCAGACCGAGGCCUCAGCACUGCAGGACAAGGUGGAGGUCCUGCAGAGCUUAGAGAUCUCUGCAAAUGCAGACCAGCGGAAGCUGAAAGAGUCUCUGGAGGCAGCGGAGAGCAGAGCGAGACAUCUGGAGCUCUCCCAGCGGACCCUGGAGGGCGAGCUUCAGAGGGCACAGCUGAGGGCGGCGGAGCUGGAUGCCGAGCUGGGAGCAUCGCAGGAGAGGCUGGCGGACCUGAGGAGGAAGCUAUGUGAGAGCGAAGACCAGUGUGCCGUGCUGAGAGUCAGCGAGGAAAGGCUGAACGCUUCUCUGGCUCGAGCCGAGCACCACGAGAGCCAGCUGAGAGAGCAGCUUCACAAGGUGUCCAGCAGCCUGAAUGACCACCGGGCCGGCGCAGGAGCCCUGCAGGAGCAGAUAGCGCAGCUGCAGAAAGCCUUGACGGCCAGCGAGCAGGACCGGAAGCUGCUGCAGGAGCGUCUGGAUAAAGCGCGAGGCGCCCUGUCAGAGAGCAAGAGGCUGAACCACACACUCACGGAGCAGACCCAGAGCCUUCAGAGAGGCCAGGAGGACUCGCUGCUCAGGAUUUCUGACCUGGAAAAGCAGAACCGGACACUCAAGGAGAGUUUGAAGCAGCAGCAGGAUGCCGAGCUGCAAACCUCCCAGCAGCAGCUGAGAGCAAACGAGGGACUCCAAGACAAAGUUGUCCGUCUGCAGAGUGCUCUGCAGAGACUGCAGGGUGAGAGGGACGAGAUGGAGAAGGCGCUGACACGGCUUGGUCGAGACAAGGCUGCGUUAAGAAAGACACUGGAAAAGGUGGAGAUGGAGAGGCUGCGGAGCGACGAAGACGCAGCGUCUGCGGCCAGAGAGAGGGAGCAGCUGGAGCAGGCGGUGGGCAGCCUCCAGCAGACGCUGCUGAAAAAGCAGGAUGUGGUGCAUUCUCUGCAGGCCCAGCUCUCCCAGCUGGAGCAGUCUCAUGCACAGCGCCUCCUGGAGGUGACGGCCCGCCAUCACCAGGAGCUGGGUCUGGAGACGGACCGUCUGAGAGACGGCCAGCUCCAGGCGGAGCAGGCCCUGGAGUCCCGGGAGAGGGCUCAUCGCCAGAGAGUCAAGUGCCUGGAGGAGCAGGUGCUGACUCUGAAAGAGCAGCUGGAUCAGGAGGUGAGGAGACGACAGGCCUAUUUAAAUCAGAUUCUGCAGCCCGGUGUGUAGACCCAGACCCCGCAGUGAAGUAUGUAGCCCCUCCACCUCCGUCACUCGCUGCUCCUCUGGCAGCUGACCAGCAGCAUUUCCAGCUACAUCCACAUUUGGAAGCACACAAACACACUCCCGUGGCGCCCGCCGCACACGUGCUCACAGGAUUACAAUAAUCUGCAAGAAAGCUCGACAACAACAACAACAAUGAGUGUUUUGUUUGUGAGCGAACUGGACGUGCCAAAUUGUUUUAAGGAUUUCCUCUGACUCACCGCGCUCGGCUUGCAUAAG